AUGUCGAAACUUUGUGUUGCAGCAUUCAAUUUCGGACAAAACACCCAAAAGGCUGCUGGAGGGGCAUUUGGAACCGGUACUCCUGCUCCUACAUUUGGAAGCACAACGACGGGUGCCCCUGCGACAGGGUUUUCCUUUGGAGCUCCAGCUGGUAGCACUGGAGGGUUUGCUGGGUUUGGUGCGCCGGCAGCCUCCUCAGGAGCAGGUCCAACAGCUACGCCGGCUUUCGGCGCUCCAGCAGGGGGCAACACUGCUUCGCCCUUUGGUGCAACUUCAACCCCUCAAUUCGGAUUUGGCACGUCGGCACCGGCUGCAUCUUCGGCCGCGGUCCCUACGUUUGGAGCGACAUCACAACCCGCAGGGACUGGCUUUGGAGGUUUCAGCGGCGGCGCCCCUGCGUCGGGCUUGUUCGGGAGCGUGGCCGCGAAGCCGACCCCUGCAUUUGGUACUUCGACAGCCGCUACUUCUGCUUCUGCCGCCCCAGCACCGACGUUCGGAGCACCAGCCGGGGGAGCCACCUUUGGAGGAUUCGGGGCGGCUCCGGCGAGCACGGCCGCACCACCGGCUGCUUUCGGGGGUUUCGGCAGUGCUGCAACGAGCGCACCCGCCGCAUCAGGUGGACUGUUCGGCAGCGUUCCCGCGUCCACUCCAACACCUGGAUCUCUGUUCCCUGCGCCGGCGCCUACAACUAUGCCAGCGUUUGGUGCGCCUAAGCCUGCCACUUCAGCACCCGGUGCUGCAGCACCUUCGUUCAGUUUUGGGGCCCCUGCAGCGACAACGGCAGCUGCGCCGGCAGCGUCAACUAGCAUUUUCGGUGCCGCAGCGUCAGCCGGUCCACCAGCGGGUAACCUUUUCGCCAAGCCACCUGCUACAUCCGCUCCGGCGACAGCAUUGGGGGGGAAUCUAUUUGGUAAACCAGCUACCUCAAGCGCUCCAGCUCCGGGUGGGGGCCUGUUUGGGGCACCGGCAGCUUCAACUGCGGCCCCUCCAGCUGCCAGUAUUUUUGCGACGCCGGCGAAGCCGGCUGCGGGUGGCGGUCUCUUUGCGCCAAAACCUGCGGACUCCAACCCCGUUACACCAGGGCCUCUCAAGUUGGGUGAUCUAGCAACACCGGCACCAGCAACCGCCGCCCCUGCACCCAAUUUGUUUGUCAAACCCGCCGCCCCUCCUGCCUUUGGAGCUCCAGCCAAUUCCGCGCCAGCCGCUUCGACUGCCGCAACGCCCGCCCAGCCUGCGCCCGCUGCUUCGGCAGCAGCAACUCCAAGCACAAGUACGCCUAAGCCCGCUUCAACGCCCUCCGCCGCAGGGAUGUCAGCAUUGAAGAAUCGAAGCAUGGAAGAGAUCCUGAAUCGAUGGAAUCAACAACUGGACCAGUAUACCCGAGAGUUUCACAAUCAAGCUGUAGAAGUGCAAAAGUGGGACCGUGUCAUUCUCCAAAACAGUUACGGGAUUUCACAACUCUUUGACCAGCUCAACUCGGCCGAAGCCCUCCAGAAAGAGAUUGACGACAGCUUGAGUUAUAUCGAUUCGCAGCAAACAUCGUUGGACAAUCUCUUGAAUCAGUACGAUGAAGAAUUGCAAAAGAUAUACUAUAGCGAGAAUACGUCACUACAGAACAGGCAUUCGCUCGCGGACGAGGAACGGGAAAAGGCCUACAAACUAGCAGAAAAUCUCAACAACCACCUGGACGAGAUGUCUUCGCACCUCUCCGUCCUCAUCGAGGAGAUCAACACGACCAAGAGCGCUGCGGGCAAGUCAGGAUCUAACCAAGACAGCAACGGCACCAGGGCAGACAACCCGGUCGGAUCCAUCGUGCGCAUCCUGAAUGAGCAUCUGUCGUCGCUGGAGUGGUUGGACAGCACCUCUGCGGAGCUGUCCCAGAAGGUCCAAGAUUUGAGCAGGGUGGCAGAUGAAGCGACGGGUCAAGCGGAUCGGUUGCAUAACACGCAUCGCGCCAAUGCCGGUGAAUUUGGAGGGAGGCAAUCGCUGUUCAAUGGCGGUGCGUCGACGAGGGAACGGGUUCCGCGAUAGGGUAGAGGUUGAAAACCUGUGGAGCGCUAAUGAGAUUGUGGUUGAUACCCAUGGGGAAUCCAUGGAUCCUUUUUUGCAUAUGAGUGUGUAAUAUCUAUUCAAUGUUGUAUCUAUGAUCCCUUUCAGAUUCAUUUCCGAGGGCGUUCUGA
This is a messenger RNA of Fimicolochytrium jonesii, 2180 nucleotides long. Its product is annotated as Nsp1-like C-terminal region-domain-containing protein. NCBI's taxonomy places the organism in Eukaryota, Fungi, Chytridiomycota, Chytridiomycetes, Spizellomycetales, Powellomycetaceae. The record is from RefSeq and is a predicted model, not a curated record. Gene Ontology annotation, biological process: protein import into nucleus; RNA export from nucleus. The transcript has 5 exons. The coding region runs from base 1 to 2031 and encodes 676 amino acids. Gene Ontology annotation, cellular component: nuclear pore central transport channel; nuclear pore. Gene Ontology annotation, molecular function: phospholipid binding; structural constituent of nuclear pore.